GCGUCACGACGUCAGCUACUACGUACUGGGGGCAAAGGUCAAAUCAGUAAUGAAGAUUCCGCCACCGCAGCAGCAGCCUCACUCACUGUCGCACUUGUUUAUCUUUUAAGUGUAAAAUUAAGAUACGGGCGAGCUGGAAGGUGUCAUGGCACGUCUGGUAGCAGUUUGUAGGGAAGGGGAAGAGGACUACCCGUUCCUCUCCAGACAGAUCCCCCUGUACAUCGACGACACCCUGACUAUGGUGAUGGAAUUUUCUGACAGUGUCAUAGAUGUGGACAGCAAUGAAAUAAAUACAUCUCACUGGAAGCAAUUUUCUGAGUAUUACUCCAAGCUGAAGCAACAGGACCUGAACAUGGCCCUGAUGGUGACAUCCAGAGAGGUAUAUGGAGCAUUAUCCCAGCUGGUGCCAUGCGUGGGCUGCAGACGGAGUGUGGAGCGUCUCUUCUCGCAUUUAGUGGAAUCAGGGAACCCAGCUCUGGAGCCCCUCACAGUGAAACCCACAUGUCUGCUCUCUGUCACCAAAGCCUGUUUAUCAGACAUGAAGAAGCUCUACACCCUCUUCUAUGUCCAUGGGUCAAAGCUGAAUGACAUGAUUGAUGCUAUUCCAAAAAGUAAAAAGAACAAACGCUGCCAGUUGCACUCCUUGGACACACAUAAGCCUAAACCUCUGGGGGGGAGCUGGAUGGAUGUUUGGGAGCUCAUGUCCCAGGAGUGCAGGGAUGAAGUGGUCCUCAUUGACAGUGCUUGUCUUUUAGAGACUCUGGAGACGUAUUUGCGUAAACACAGGUUUUGCACUGACUGUAAGAAUAAAGUUCUGAGGGCAUAUAACAUCCUGGUGGGAGAGCUGGACUGCAGUAAAGAGAAGGGCUACUGUGCCGCCUUGUAUGAAGGGCUAUGCUGCUGCCCCCAUGAGCGCCACAUCCAUGUGUGCUGUGAGACUGACUUCAUCGCUCACCUCCUUGGCCGCGCAGAGCCAGAGUUUGCGGGAGGAUAUGAGCGCAGAGAGAGACAUGCCAAGACCAUUGAUAUCGCACAGGAAGAAGUCCUGACCUGUCUGGGUAUUCACCUGUAUGAGCGGCUGCACAGGAUCUGGCAGAAACUCCGAGCAGAGGAGCAGACCUGGCAGAUAUUGUUCCAUUUAGGAGUUGACGCACUUCGCAAAAGUUUUGAGAUGGCGGUAGAGAAGAUGCAGGGGAUCAGUCGGCUGGAGCAGUUUGUGGAGGAGCUGUCUGAGGAGGAGAGAGCCAAAGAGCUGAAGCAGGAGAAAAAAAGGCAAAAGAGAAAAAAUCGGAGGAAAAACAAGUGUGGCUUUGACAUGUCCGAACAGGAGGCAGACGACAAGGAGAAAACAGAUGAGGGAUCUCUUGAGUCUGUGGAGGGCACAUGCAAGGUCUGUGGCACCCAAGAUGAUGAGGAGGAGGAGGAGGUCGGGUGUGUGGAGACCACCACAAAUAGCAGCACUUCAUGUAACUGCCCAGACAAUGCCAAACAGAAUUUGUCCCCUCCCAGCAAUGGUAGUGACUGUGGCUACUCUUCAAGUAUGGAGGGCAGUGAGACAGGAUCACGAGAAGGUUCUGAUAUCGCCUGCUCCGAGGGAAUAUGCAACCAUGACGUAGCAGCAGGAGAUGACUCAAACACCCAUCACUGUGCUGAAGACAAAGAGGAGGAUGCAAUAGACAGCUGUGUGGACUGCUGGCCUCUCUCUGAGGAAAACUCUCAAUGCAAGAGUAAAAAGAAGAAAAAGAAGGGCAAGGGUUUAUGUAACAGUCAGGGACAUAAAGCUGAAGGUUACGCGUCAGAUGGGAACACCACAGGCCACAGUCCACCAACGCAUUCUUGCCGAACCAAAGAAAUCUUCUCCUCCUUGUGUGGCGAUAAACUUGCCAGCAUUGCACUACGGUUACCGUGGACAGCUCGUCAGAAGAACCUCAGUCUUAAUGGGAACCCUGCAGAAGUCAACAUCAGUCUGGUGGAACUUCUGGAUGACUCUGAAGCUGCUUCAGAUGAAGAGAACUGUCUGACACAGGAUGAAAUUCAGGCAUUUUUAGAAAGAAACCAGUCUUUCUACAACAACCGGCACCAGUACCGACAGCUUCUGAAAGAGAAAUUCACCAACUACUGUCGCUCCACCGAGCAGAGUAAAUCUGUCUGUGGAAAGUGGUUCGCCACCGCCAGUGUCAACUAACUGCAUUAACAACAUCCCUCCUGGGCAAAACACUCGUGACCACUGCUGCAACGUUUACUAAAGAUAAUGCUGAAGUACAUUCGGUGUAUGGUUCAGUCAUUUCUCCUUUUGAAAGUAAAUGUGAUUCUGACUUUCUGUUGCUCUCUAUCUCUCUCUUUUGCACUUGUAAAAAAACACUUUUUCAUCUCAUUUCUUGGCCACGUCCUCACCUGUGAUUGUUCUCUUUGACCAAGCUUAGCUACAUGUCGUUGGUCUUCUGUGGGGUCAUUGGGUAAGAGCACAGUGGAAUCAGUAAUCAAGCUUUGCAAGCUGUGACAUUAGGGAUACAUUUUAGGAGUCUUAUUUUAUGUAUUCUCGUUUUUUUCUAUUUUGUUUCCCUUUGGUGACACUUCAAUGUAGUGGUGAAGGUUGUACCAUUAAAUGUGUACAGAAAUUCUAAAUAUAGACAUUUUACAGAGAAUAAACAUCCAUUUGUAAUGAGAAUUUGGGUGGGUGUAAUGUCAAGAGCGCAAUGUGCAAAAUUUACUAAAUAAAGAGUAUUUAUUAAUAUGCA
Molecule: messenger RNA, 2738 nt
Organism: Notolabrus celidotus (New Zealand spotty)
Lineage: Eukaryota; Metazoa; Chordata; Actinopteri; Labriformes; Labridae
Gene: ggnbp2
Product: gametogenetin binding protein 2
Cellular component (GO): nucleus; cytoplasm
Source: RefSeq, a predicted model, not a curated record